This is a messenger RNA of Engraulis encrasicolus (European anchovy), 2397 nucleotides long. Its product is annotated as piggyBac transposable element-derived protein 4-like. The record is from RefSeq and is a predicted model, not a curated record. The coding region runs from base 162 to 2369 and encodes 735 amino acids. Lineage: Eukaryota; Metazoa; Chordata; Actinopteri; Clupeiformes; Engraulidae. The transcript has a single exon.
CUUCAUUUCUAGCUCAGAAUGACGUAUGCCUCCAAUGUGUUUUUUUCGAGGAAACCGCAUUCACUCGUGUUGGAUUUGGCGGAGCUAAGCGAGAUAACAGCGUCUGACGAGCUAGCGGUUUUUAGUGAACUAUAUAGCGGAUUACGGUGAAAUCAAGUAAAAUGGCAAAACGUACGAUGUCCAGGGAUGAUGUGCUGGGGGUAUUGUUUGCUGAUCCAGAUUCUGAGGCGGAAUUUAUGCCUUCAGAUGAUGACGACUCCUUCAGUGAUCUGAGCACUCCUCCUGGCUCGCCUACGACAGAGUCUGUGGUUGAUCAUGAUCAAUGUACUGCACAAGCACGACCAAACACUCCCGACAUCGAAAAUGAUGUUGGCCCAAAUACUGAUAAUGGUAGUGGUAAUGUCGAUGUACGUGUGGAGGUUGGGGGACGUGGUGGUAGCGGCAGUGCACGCGGCGUAAACCGGGCUGGUGAAGGGCUUGGCGCUAGGACCUUUUACCGCACCGGCAGCCACGCUGUGCCUGCUCAUGGGGAGGUUUUGCAGGAUGCGAGUGGAGGAGAUGUUGGGGCGGGUGGAAGAGGUAAACGGGGUCGGAGUAUGACUCGAGGAAGUAGUCGUGUUAGAGAGGAUGGGGCUUCUUUCACCCGUGAGAGGCGGCCAGCGGGCAUGAAGGCUAACAGGGGAGGGAGAGGUGGUUCUUACGCAGCCCCUGCUACACGCGGAGCAGGCGGCCGUAGGAGAGGGAGAGGGAGGAGGGGCUUUACCUCUGCUACAGCCACCACGGCUCCGCUUGUAGUAGAAGCUGACAAUGAGGGAUGGGAGCUACUGGGCAAUGUCGGCGAGACGCGUAAUGGUAAUUGGAUAAAAAGUUUCGACGAACCGAUUGGAUACCAUGGUGAAAAAGUGAACGAUUCGGCCCUAGAUUUCCUGUCACUGUUUCUAGACGACGCAUUUUGGAAUUUGCUGACAGUCGAAACAAACAGAUAUGCGCAGCAAUUUUUAGCCUCCCAUGAGCUCCUGCCAAGUUCGAGGUUUCAUGGCUGGUAUGACGUAACAGUCCCAGAAAUGAAAGCCUUUAUCGCUCUCCACUUGAGCAUGGGUCUGGUGGAGAAGCACGAAAUUAGCGAUUACUGGGGCGAAUUUGAAACGACACAAACACCUGGAUUUGGAAAAGUUAUGUCUAGAAAUAGAUUCCAAAUUAUUUUAUCUUUCCUCCACUUCACCAACAACGACAAUUACAUUGAGAGGGGGCAGCCAGGGUAUGACCGAAUUUUCAAGGUGCGGCCAAUUAUUGACAUCGUCAUCCCAAAAUUCUCUGCAGUGUACGGGCCACGCAAACAGCUGUCAUUGGACGAGAUGACAAUAGCUUUCAAGGGGAGGUCCACUCUGAAGCUGUACAACCCCAACAAGCCAGACAAAUAUGGGUACAAAGUAUUUGUCUUGAGCGAGGCCAAGUCAGGCUAUGUGCUGGAAUGGUCCAUGUACACUGGCCCAAAUGCUGACGCACAUGAGAUAGGUGCAUCCCAUCUCAUUGUGCGUAAGCUAAUGGCCCCACACACAGGAAAAGGCCAUGAAGUGUACAUGGACAGCUAUUACACCUCACCAGCCAUAGCAACUGAGUUGGCCAGCCGAGACACUGGCUUGUGUGGGACUGUCAGCAGUCAGAGAAGAGGCAUGCCCAAGGCCCUGCGACCUGCUGUGUUGCCCCUGAGAAAAGGUGAUGACCCUGUGUUCAUGCAAAAAGGCAAAAUGUUGGCAUGUGCCUGGCAUGACACAAAGCGUCUCACCAUGCUCUCCACGGUGCACGACAACACCUGUACCAGAAAGCGCAUUCGCACCAAACACAGCGCAACUGGUUACAGGGACAUUAGCAGGCCUGUCUGUGUGGACCAAUACAAUUCAUUUAUGGGUGGAGUCGACACAGCUGACCAGAGAAUGAAAACUUACCUUUUCCCACACAGAUCCAGGAAAUGGUACAAUCGCAUUUUCAAUGCUAUUAUGAGCAUCUGCAUGGUCAAUGCUCACAUUCUCUACAGCCAGUGUACUGCUACUCCACAAAAGACCAUGAAGGCUUUUGUGGAGGACAUUGUCACUGGACUGCUGGAAGGGUGGAGUAAGAAAGAGGGAAACAAGGGGGGCAGGCCUUCAGUGGACGGAGGGGAAAUGCCACGCAGGCUGACAGAGCGGCACUUUCUGAGAAAUGCUGAUGACCGUCCAGACUGUGUCGUGUGCUCAGAUCGCACCCGCCCUAAAGGCCGCCACCAAACAAAGUACAGGUGCAUUCAGUGUGGAGUGGGUCUGUGUGCUGUCCCCUGCAACGAGAGAUACCACACACUGAAAAAUUUCAAACAAUGUCACCUGGAUAUGUAGGCAGGGGACAGCACAGAGACACCCCCGC